AUGCAGAAGUUGCGACAUGUCUCUAGGCACGCGCGGUCCCGCUACCUGAGCACGACAACCCCCUAUCGAGCCGAAGCCUUCCACGCGCAGCUUGAGGAUCCUUCUAUAUCGCCUUUCCUCACCUCUCUGAAAAGACAACCGAAGACUCCGCAGACCUUGACGGAAAAAAUCGUACAACGUUAUGCCGUCGGUCUACCAGAAGGAAAGCUCGUUAGGGCUGGCGACUACGUCAGUCUUGUACCGUCCUAUUGUAUGACACACGAUAAUUCGCGGCCCGUCGCCGGCAAGUUUAUGUCUAUGGGAGCCUCGAAGAUUUAUAACAACAAGCAGAUUGUUAUGACCUUGGAUCACGAUAUUCAGAAUAGAACCGAGUCGAAUCUUAAAAAAUACCAACAAAUAGAGGAGUUUGCAAAGACGCACGGUAUUGACUUUUAUCCAGCAGGGCGGGGAAUCGGUCAUCAGAUCAUGGUUGAAGAAGGAUAUGCAUGGCCAGGCACACUUGUUGUGGCGUCGGAUAGCCAUUCAAACACUUAUGGUGGUGUCAACUGUCUCGGUACGCCUAUCGUGCGUUCAGAUGCCGCGAGUGUGUUUGCCACAGGUCGCACGUGGUGGCAGAUCCCGCCCAUUGCGCGGGUGACAUUCACGGGGACGCUGCCGGUCGGCGUGACGGGUAAGGACGUCAUUGUCGCAUUGUGCGGCCUAUUUAACAACGAUGAGGUGCUUAACCACGCUAUCGAGUUCACCGGUUCAGAGGAGACCAUGGCCAGUUUGCUUGUGGACAGCCGGCUAACCAUCGCAAACAUGUCGACCGAAUGGGGAGCACUCGCCGGUCUGUUCCCGCUCGACCAGACGCUGGAGCGCUGGCUGCGGUACAAGGCUACGGAGGCGGCGAUGCUGGAUACUCGAACAACCCGACAACGCAUCACCCACGAGAAGGUGGACGAGCUGCUCGCGAACCGCCUCACUGCCGAUCGCGACGCUGUGUACGCUAAGCAGCUCUACCUCAAUCUCUCCACACUCUCGCCUUACAUCUCCGGCCCCAACUCCGUCAAGGUCGUAAAGCCUCUAAAUGAGCUCGCGCCGCAGAGAAUCAAAAUCGAUCGCGCAUAUCUUGUCUCUUGCACCAACUCGCGCGCGUCAGAUCUCGCCGCCGCCGCCAAAGUCUUCAAAGACGCGGCCAAAGCGAACUCCGGUAUCGUACCAAAGAUUGCUGAUGGCGUGCAAUUCUAUAUCGCCGCGGCUUCCGCUCCGGAGCAGGAAGCCGCUGAAGCCGCGGGCGAUUGGCAAGCCAUGCUCGACGCCGGUGCGCAGCCGCUGCCUGCCGGAUGCGCGAUGUGCAUUGGGCUCGGAACCGGCCUGCUAGAACCAGGCGAAGUCGGGAUCAGCGCCAGCAACCGCAACUUCAAAGGGCGAAUGGGCUCGCGGGAUGCGCAGGCCUAUCUCGCAAGUCCCGAGGUCGUGGCCGCCAGCGCCCUAAGCGGCGUCAUCUCCGGCCCUGACGCGUACCAGGUGCCGACAGACUGGUCUGGCGUGGAGCACGGGUUCGGCACGGGGAUGCCGCACACGACCGAGCACGAGCUCGGCAACCUAUUGCAGCAGAUGGAAUCACUGAUCGAGCGGGCGGAUUCGGCCGCAAAUGCUUCGGAGGCGGCUGUCGAAAUCCUGCCGGGCUUCCCUGAGCGGAUCAGCGGCGAGAUUGUCUUCUGCGACGCCGACAACAUCAAUACUGAUGGGAUCUACCCCGGUAAGCUCACGUACCAGGAUGACGUGUCCAAGGAAGACAUGGCGCGCGCGUGUAUGCAAAACUACGAUCCCGAGUUCAAUAACAUCGCCAAACCCAAGGACAUCUUGGUGGCAGGUCGGAGCUUCGGCGUUGGCUCGUCGAGAGAACAGGCGGCGACAGCGAUUCUUGCCAAGGGGAUCCCCCUCGUCGUCGCCAGUAGCUUCAGCAAUAUCUUCGCGCGCAACAGCAUCAACAACGCGCUCAUAGGGUUGGAAGUGCCGCGCCUUGUCGAGCGCCUGAGGUCUCACUUCUCCUCUGAGUCUGCCUCUACCUCUUCCUCCUCCUCCUCGUCUAAUCCCAUAGUCCCUGAAUCCACCGCGAACGAAGAGUUAGUCGACGCCGCGCCACCGGCUCCUGUCACACCCUACGAGAGGCAGCUGACGCGCCGCACCGGCUGGACGCUGACGUGGGACGUGGCGCGCAGCGUCGUGGAAGUGCAGGAAGGGCCCGGCGGCGCGGUGUGGACGGAGCGCGUGGGCGAGCUGCCAGCGAACGUGCAGGCGAUUAUUGCUGCUGGUGGACUCGAGGGGUGGGUGAAGGCUGAGCUGAGGAAGGCGGACAACUAA
Fonsecaea multimorphosa CBS 102226 is the source of this 2349-nucleotide messenger RNA. RefSeq lists its product as uncharacterized. The transcript has a single exon. NCBI's taxonomy places the organism in Eukaryota, Fungi, Ascomycota, Eurotiomycetes, Chaetothyriales, Herpotrichiellaceae. Gene Ontology annotation, biological process: L-lysine biosynthetic process. The record is from RefSeq and is a predicted model, not a curated record. The coding region runs from base 1 to 2349 and encodes 782 amino acids. Gene Ontology annotation, molecular function: homoaconitate hydratase activity; 4 iron, 4 sulfur cluster binding.